AUGCAUUAUAUACUCUGGGCCGUCGUUGCAGCUUCGUUGUUGUUUCUGGUACGACGAUCUUUGAAGAAUCAGAAUCGUCGAAAUCUUCCGCCAGGUCCUCGCGGUUGGCCUAUUGUUGGGAAUCUACCUCAAGUAGCAGGGGAAGGUCAAAUAUGGCGUCUCUUAACGAAGUGGAAGUAUGAAUACGGUCCUCUUACAUAUCUAAACUUAUGUGGACAGGACGUUAUAGUUAUCAACUCCCGCCCAGCCGCUUUAGAGAUUCUAGAGAGGCGAUCUGCGAUGUACUCAGACCGACCCAGAUUUAUUGUGUCCGAGUACCUUGGAAGCGAAUUAGCAAUGCCUUUCACAAGAUAUACUAAAGCAUGGCAAAAUAUGCGCCGCGCAACUCAUGAAGUCCUGCAUAGUCAAGCUGCUUCGCAAUAUCACCCUGUCCAAACUGAGGAAGCCAUCAUUCUCGUGCAGAAUUUGUUGUUCGAUCAAUCUUCAACUCUCCGCGAGAAACUAAAUGCGUCUGCGGCUACCAUGUUAUCGGUCAUAUACGGCAGGAAGUCAGUCAACUCUUCUUUUCUCCCCUCUAUGCACGUAGGGAAGCCGGCUGUCACGAUAUCCGAAGCACCGGAUAAGCUCCUCAUUACCUCCGAUAUUCUACAAUCCUUAGCCAACAUUGGACAUCGCUUUACUAGCUCUGUAUAUCCAGGCUCUUACCUUGUUGAUGCAUUCCCUAUAUUGGAUUAUCUACCCGAAUUCCUGACCAAAUGGAAAAGGGAAGCAGUUCGAGAUCGUAGACUGAUGGGAGAGGCAUUCCAAAGCUAUUAUGAGGAAGCGUUGCGAAACGAUGUCAACCGAGGGAGUCUUGUCGCAAGGCUCGAAGACACCACUUUGGGUAGUGGUUUGACCUACGAAGAGAGAUGGUGGGUCACCGGUGUUGUCUCUGUAGCUGCUCUUGAAACUACAAGUACUACCCUUGCAUACUUCAUCUUUGCUAUGACCUUGUACCCGCGCGUUCAGCGGAGAGCUCACGAGGAACUUGAUCGGGUCAUCGGAAGGACUCAAAAUCCAAUGUUUUCCGAUUUGCAGAAUCUCCCAUAUAUUAGGGCUGUUGUGAAAGAGAUACUUAGAUGGAAUCCUCCACUUCCGGUGGUUGUGCCCCGCAUUGCAUUAGAGGACGAUUGGUAUGAGAAUUACUAUAUUCCGAAAGGUACGGCGAUACUCGAAAAUCUAUGGGGCAUGAACUACGAUAAGGAGGUGUAUGGCCCUGAUGUCGAAGAAUUUCGUCCGGAGCGUUUCCUUCUAGAAACUGAAAAGGGAGAAUAUGAGCUCAAGCCCGAAGUUGAAAAUGAAGACGGGCAUAAUUCCUAUGGGUUCGGAAGGAGAAAAUGUGUCGGGAAACAUGUCGCUGAUAAUGCAUUGUUGAUUGGAAUAUGCACUAUUUUAUGGGCGGUCAAUAUCGAGCCCGUGGAAUGUAAAAUUGAUCUGGCGAGGAACACUCUCGAUACAGUCAAUCCGAUACCUGAUUUUCAAUGCAAAUUCACUCCCAGAUUUGAAGGAUUGGAGUCAUUCCUUCAACACCUGCGUGACAAUUUUGAAUAUUUUAAACAGAAUAGAGAUUAG
This is a messenger RNA of Lentinula edodes (shiitake mushroom), 1611 nucleotides long. Its product is annotated as cytochrome P450. Bases 1 to 1611 code for a protein of 536 amino acids. The record is from RefSeq and is a predicted model, not a curated record. The transcript has 12 exons. Gene Ontology annotation, molecular function: monooxygenase activity; heme binding; iron ion binding. NCBI's taxonomy places the organism in Eukaryota, Fungi, Basidiomycota, Agaricomycetes, Agaricales, Omphalotaceae.